This is a messenger RNA of Amoebophrya sp. A25, 1843 nucleotides long. Lineage: Eukaryota; Dinophyceae; Syndiniales; Amoebophryaceae. The record is from the annotation of a GenBank genome assembly.
CCGAAACACUCUCCGAAGAAGGAACGACGUUCAGAGGAGCAUCGUUCUUUGAGGCGGUUAUCGUCAACACUGUUCUCGUAAUAUUUUCGAGUUGCUACCGCUUCUUACUGAGGUUCGCCUUCUUUUGGCUGCUUGGUAAGGAAAAUGCUGGUAAGAUUUGUUAAGCCACUGAGCUCGUGCCAGAGAAGCUGAGGAACCGACUAGCUGCAUACUUAUAUUGAAUACUAAGAAUAAGUGUAAGUAUUUUAUUGAGUCUACCAAAAGCAAAACGAGUUUAAAAGCAGGAGCGAAGGCUCACCAUCACACUCAAUCUCAAGCAAGAAGGUGGGGAAAUGUUCGCCGUCGCUGGUCGCAAUGCUGUGCGUCGCGCAUGGACCGCUACAACAGGCGGCGCGAGUUCAUUCGGUUCCGCAGUGGGCUCGGGUGGUGCUUCAAGUAGCAGCAGCAGUAGCACAGGAUCGCGAACGCAGGAAAUAAUAGGACACGCCGGGGUGCGGCUUGUUGCGUUUGGGUGGGGAUUUUUCAUAGCGGAAAACCUGAUUUUGUCCGAAAACAGAACGCGAAUCAUAAAUCGGAUCGGGGAUGCAGGCUAUCACUUUCUCUACAACACGUGCUCAACGCUAAGUUUGGGAUGCAUAGCAUGGGGCUAUCUAAACCACGGAAGGAGGCAGGGGCCACUGCUUUGGAAGGUGUAUAACUUGUGCUACUUGAUGUUCGCAAUCUUACUUACAACACGGCUUUGAUUCAGAUUUCAUUCGUCAGACUUACCUUUCUUUCAGGGCUUCGCGCUUUUAGUUUAGCCUUAAUCCAACCUCGUCAAACCUCUUUGUCUUAGGUCACGCCAGGGAUGCGAGGAGCCAGUAUCGGAUUUUCGUUGCUAGGCGCGUUAGGAUUCGCACAGCUUCUCCCCACGCUUAGAAGCCCAGCGUCUUUCGUUAGUGCGUUGUCCGACGCCUCGGCGUCCAGGAAAAGUACUUACUUGUGGCUAUCUCGCUGUCGUCAUUCGCCACUAGAACAUGUCAUUCUUACUUAUACUAACUUGGAAAGUCAUAUGUGAACAUGAAGCAGACCAUGGAUGAGAUUGGUUUUAGUUUCAUCUUAAUCUUUACAAAAUUAUUACGGGGCAGAAACAUGACAUUAAUGAUCUACUAUUUCAACAUACUCUUUUGACCAGAUCUAUGUCCGAUGGAUUUCGAAGCGGAACGACGGUCAUCAACCAUUACCACACCACACGGAAUCAAACGCAUUACGCGACACGGGUCCUUGUGGUCAUUUGCAGCACUCUCCGUCGGCUGUGCGCUUAGAACGCCCUUUGCGACGGAGGUAGCACUGUUUCUAGGACCAGUGCCGACAGUUCUCUGUCUCGGCUGGCAUAUGGACUCACGAUUUCGGAGGCAGAUGGGCGGCGAUAUUCUAGAGCAUCACGGCGCAGAUUGGCCCUUCACAAGCCACCUGCCAUUCGGAGCACUUAUCGGAGGCGCGCAGGAGUGGGCUCCACUCCUCGAAGAGUGGAAAAAGACCAACGCGGCCGUCGCCGCAACCUCUGUCGCGUUGUAUGCGCUCGCACACUUUCGGAAAUAAUUUUUUGAGCAACCACACACCAGUGAACAACAUCACGUUCUUUUUCUGUAUUCCUCCCCGAACGCAUUUUUUGUGUUAUUCAUUGCUAGGCGUCACCAUCGGGUGACGGCCGAAGCAUCCAAUUCUAUGUAUCCUAUCUAAGCGCAGCGACUUUCAUUGUCCUCCCCUCCUCUUGAAGAGUCAGGAUUAACGAUAGUUGGACGCUGCACUACUCGAGGAUAUACCAAAAUGAGGAAGAUGCAGUCUGCCUUACUGCUGCCAG